AUGCCCGACGGGAAGGUGCGCCCACGACACGCUAGUGCCGAAGUAGGACAUAACAUGGCUGAGUUACCGUCUUUCGAACUACCAUUAUCUGAAUCUUGUCGCCUUCCUCCUAUCCCUCCAUGUGAUAUACCGCGACCCAAGGCUCAACCCACAUUUCCAGACAAGGGGAAGAUUAAAGGAAAAAAGAAGGCAGUCGUUACGGGUCCACGUCUCGCACGCACGGCUGCCGCCAAGAAUACCAUGUCACACAACAUAGCAGAUGACGAUGGUGGCCAAGCGGCUGGUCCAUAA
Parastagonospora nodorum SN15 is the source of this 291-nucleotide messenger RNA. RefSeq lists its product as hypothetical. NCBI's taxonomy places the organism in Eukaryota, Fungi, Ascomycota, Dothideomycetes, Pleosporales, Phaeosphaeriaceae. Bases 1 to 291 code for a protein of 96 amino acids. The transcript is spliced from 2 exons. The record is from RefSeq and is a predicted model, not a curated record.